GAAAAUUUUGAAUCGCAGAUAUAAUACGCCUACAAGAACAUAGAUAGAUAGUCGCUUUCUGUUAUCCACGCCCUCAUAAUGGCCCGUCGACGUCAAUAUGACCAAGGUCAGAAUGGGCGGCCAAGUCGUAACAUUACUGGGCCCCAAUCUGCUUUGACUGAUUUCCUUGCAUCACACAAUAUUUCGGCUGCUCAAAUUAGAGCCGACGCAGAUCGCCGAAGACAGCAAGCAGGGGAGACAGGGGAAACUGAAGAGACAGCAGAGGCAGGAGAGGCCGAAGCGACCGAAGAAAUCGAAGUUGCAGAAACGGUUGAAGUUUCCGUCACUGUUGAGGCAAGCUCCUCUGGACGGGGAGCAAGAAGCCGCAACGCCGCAGCAGAAAAGAAAGCCAAGGCGUUAGAUAAGAUCAAAGCUACCAAAGCAUUCAAAAAGCGCAAGAAGGGCGCCGAAGAUGACGACUAUGAUGACGAGAUUGCCCAGGCAAUCUUUGAAGAGAGGAGUGCGCCGCUUCCCGGGCAGAUGGAAAACUGUGAAAUCUGCGGAAAGCGCUUCACUGUGACUCCUUACUCCGUCGCAGGACCUGAUGGAGGCCUUCUGUGUGCUCCCUGUGGGCGCGAGAUUGCCAAAGAGCGGGAGGGACAACCGAAAAAGAAAGCUCGAAAGCAGACCGGCGGCGUUGGUUCACGACGCACUAUCCAGAGCCGAAUGCUCGAUGGAGACGUGGGUACGAAAAGUUUGGCUACAUUGUGUGUGCAGACGCUGGCAAAGAAUGUAGAAUUGGCAGAAAGCUUGGGCGAUUUACCUGAGCAUCUCAUCGACAAGAUUGCCAGGAUUUUCUCUAAGCGGCGUCUAUUGAAGCCAGAUACCCUUCCCUUGUUUACGCAACCUACCACCGAAGUUCUGCACAUCUACGAUGGCGCAAAACUUGGUCAUCAAGAAUUCAUCAGCAUCUUCCAAGUUGCUUCGAACCUGAAGAAAUUCAAGGUGCGGUGUGCGGUCCAAUUCAAAGAUGAGGUCAUGGACUAUCUUCUCUCUAGAGACAUCCUUCUGGAAAGCUUCUAUCUCCAUGGCGCCAACUUACUAAGUGAGGACAAGUGGCACGAAUUUCUCGCUGCCAAGGGCAAAUCCUUGAAAGAACUGCAAGUCUAUUUUACCGAUAGGCAUUUUGGAGACGAAACUUUGGGACUCUUGAAGGAAUACUGCCCUGACUUAACUCGCUUAAAGGUCUGUCACAAUCAAAAGGUUACGGACGUAGGAGUAACUGCAAUUGGAAAUCUUUCAAGCCUUCGACAUCUUAGUUUAGAACUCCAGCAAGACAGUUCGGCAGAAGCUCUAAGGACUUGCAUCACACAGAUUGGGAAGGACCUCAGGACAUUGUCUUUUAAGAUUGUACCUGAUGCGGAUGAUAGUGUUUUGGAGGCUAUUCAUAAUACUUGUCGAUCCUUAUCCAAGCUUCGCAUCACAGAAAGCGAAUCAAUGACAGACAAGGGCUUCGCCAAGCUCUUUACAGACUGGGAAAAUCCACCUCUGGAUUUCUUGGACUUGCAAAAGUGCCGCCAGCUCGAUGCCGCUCACCCGCGAGAGAAUCCCGACGGUAUCGGGCUCUGCAGUGAGGGAUUCAAGGCGCUAAUGAACCACUCUGGCCACACUCUAAAAAAUCUCAAUGUGCACGCUUGCCGACACAUCUCUCGCGAAGCUUUUGAAGAAGUCUUCGAUGGAAAGAAGCAGUAUCCGGAGCUACGAAAGUUGGAGAUUAGCUUCUGCGAAGAAAUCACUGACUUCAUCCUCGGAUGCAUAUUCCGGGCUUGCCCGAAUAUCAAAGAAGUGAAUGUCUUUGGCUGCAUGAAGGUGAAGGAAGUAAGAGUGCCACGGGGUGUUAUCUUAAUUGGCGUACCUAACGCGCAGGGGAUGAUAACUGAAGGCACGGACUGAGCAUGAUACUCCCGGGAGAGCAUCGCACUUUUAAUACCUCCUUUUGUUUUUCUUUUGUUUUUCAAAAACGAAUUUCACGCUGAACAGAGCAAGUUAUGAGGCAUGGGAUAUUACGGAUCAACUGAAACGACUUUUUUUUUUUUUUUU
Trichoderma asperellum CBS 433.97 is the source of this 2079-nucleotide messenger RNA. RefSeq lists its product as uncharacterized. Lineage: Eukaryota; Fungi; Ascomycota; Sordariomycetes; Hypocreales; Hypocreaceae. The record is from RefSeq and is a predicted model, not a curated record. Gene Ontology annotation, biological process: SCF-dependent proteasomal ubiquitin-dependent protein catabolic process. Gene Ontology annotation, cellular component: SCF ubiquitin ligase complex.